Molecule: messenger RNA, 1134 nt
Organism: Phodopus roborovskii (desert hamster)
Lineage: Eukaryota; Metazoa; Chordata; Mammalia; Rodentia; Cricetidae
Product: zinc finger protein 85-like
Exons: 1
Source: RefSeq, a predicted model, not a curated record
AGAAUAUUUCCGAGCAUUUGUUCAUAUCUCAACUUUUCUUCAGCAGGAACAAGACCCAAGAAUAAAAAUGUAUAUAACAAGGACGUUGAUUGUAACCCACUACGUAUUCAACGCCAGAGAAUUCAUACAGGGGAGAAACCCUACAAAUGUGAAGAAUGUGGUAAGGGCCUUAGUUCUUAUAAAACAUUUUCUAUACACCAAAGACUUCACACUGGACAAAAACCCUACCAGUGUAAAGAAUGUCAUAAGGCCUUCAAUACGCGCUCAUCACUUUUUAUACACCAGAAAAAUCAUACUAAUGAAAAAACCUACAAGUGUGAAGAAUGUGGCAAAUCAUUUUACUAUCCUUCAAUGCUGAAGCAACAUCAGAGAAUUCAUUCUGGAGAGAAACCUUGCAAGUGUGAAGAAUGUGGCAAAGCCUUUUAUGUUCCUUCAUUCCUCCAGGCACAUCAACGAAUUCAUGCUGUGGAGAAAUCAUACAAGUGUGAAGAGUGUGGCAGAUGUUUUUCCUUAUUUUCAUACCUUAAACAACAUCAGGUGGUUCACUCUCAAGAAAAUCCAUAUAAGUGUGAGGAGUGUGGGAAAAGGUUUUACUGUUUUGUAAAGCUUCAAGACCAUCAGAAAAUUCACACUGGGGAGAAAUCAUACAAGUGUGAAGAAUGUGGCAAAUGUUUUUACUUAUCUUCAUCUCUUCGGCGACAUCAAACAAUGCACCGUAAAGACAAACCCUACAAGUGCAAAGAGUGUGGCAGAUGUUUUUACUCAUUAGCAUCUUUUAGACGCCAUAAAAAAAUCCACUCUGAAUAUAAUCCUUAUACAUGUGUACAAUGUGGCAAACGGUUUUCCUAUUCUAGGAAUCUUCAAGACCAUCAAACGGUUCAUACUGGAGAGAAACCAUACAAGUGUGAAGAAUGUCAGAAAGCCUUUCAUUGUCACUCGUCCCUUAGGAGGCACAAGGAAGUUCAUAAUGGAGAGAAACCCAACCAGAGUGAAGAUUGGGACAGAUGUGCUUCCUCAUCUUCACGCCUUAAACAACAUAAAAGAAAAAGGAAAAUUCAUUCUGAAGACAAUCCCUAGUAGUGUGCAGAAUGCAACAAAGACUUUGUAAAUCUUUAUAUUUUACUCAACACAUGA